This is a messenger RNA of Polypterus senegalus (gray bichir), 2750 nucleotides long. It is a transcript of the gene adrb1, whose product is annotated as adrenoceptor beta 1. The record is from RefSeq and is a predicted model, not a curated record. Gene Ontology annotation, molecular function: beta1-adrenergic receptor activity. The transcript has a single exon. The coding region runs from base 12 to 1265 and encodes 417 amino acids. Gene Ontology annotation, biological process: positive regulation of heart rate by epinephrine-norepinephrine; norepinephrine-epinephrine-mediated vasodilation involved in regulation of systemic arterial blood pressure; adenylate cyclase-activating adrenergic receptor signaling pathway. Gene Ontology annotation, cellular component: membrane. NCBI's taxonomy places the organism in Eukaryota, Metazoa, Chordata, Cladistia, Polypteriformes, Polypteridae.
GAGCCUGCUGGAUGCGUCUCUCCCCACAGCAUGUGCGAUCUGUCCUCCGGUGCGAGUGGACACACCGAGUGCGGCUGACCAUGGGCGAUGGAUUAUCGUUCCUGGACUGCACGAACCAGUCGGUCGCCGAGCAUGGACAGCAAUCUGUUGAAAUCUCGGAACAGUGGGUGAUCGGCAUGGGGAUGCUUAUGGUUAUGAUAGUGGCCCUCAUUGUCGUCGGGAAUGUCUUGGUGAUCGUGGCGAUCGCCCGGAACCAGAGGCUACAGACUCUGACCAACUUGUUCAUUAUAUCUCUAGCCUGCGCCGACUUGAUCAUGGGCUUACUUGUUGUGCCUUUUGGUGCUGCCCUUGUGGUAAGGGGCACCUGGCUUUAUGGAUCUUUCUUUUGCGAGUUCUGGAUCUCCGUGGACGUCCUCUGCGUGACAGCCAGCAUCGAAACCUUGUGCGUGAUCGCAAUCGACAGGUACAUUGCUAUAACAUCUCCAUUUCGUUACCAAAGCUUGCUGACGAAAAACAGAGCCAAGGGUAUCGUUUGCGUGGUGUGGGCUAUCUCGGGCUUAGUGUCUUUUCUUCCCAUCCUGAUGCAGUGGUGGAGAGAUGACACCCCGAAAGCUAUCGCCUGCUACAAUAACCCCAAUUGCUGCGACUUUAUGACAAACCAGGCGUAUGCGAUAGCCUCGUCCAUCAUUUCUUUCUACAUUCCUCUGGUGGUUAUGAUCUUUGUCUAUGUUCGGGUGUUUAAAGAAGCCAAAAAGCAACUGAAGAAGAUUGACCAGUGUGAGGGAAGGUUUCAUAACAAUCCUGUUGUGGCCAACGUUAAGACGGGAAAGAGGAGACCGUCCAAAAUCCUAGCAAUAAAAGAACAAAAGGCACUCAAGACCCUGGGAAUUAUCAUGGGCACUUUCACUCUCUGCUGGCUGCCCUUCUUCUUGGUCAAUGUUGUGAGAGUGUUUUGCACCGAACUGGUGGACAGCGAUCUUUUCGUGUUCUUUAACUGGCUGGGCUACGCCAACUCUGCUUUCAAUCCCAUCAUAUACUGCCGGAGCCCGGACUUCAGAAAAGCCUUCAAGAGGCUAUUGUGCUGCCCGAAGCAGGCGGACCGAAGGCUCCACAUCAGCUCGGGGGAGUUGUCACACUACUCCGGCGGCUUUACGAGUGUGGAACCGAGCUUAAUGGCCACUUGGUCCGAGUGCAAUGGUCACGAAAGUAGCGACUGCAGCCUAGAACGUAGCGGCAAACCUCCAAGUACAGAGUCCAAUCUAUAACGUCCAGAGAGACCCGAAUUGGGGAUUACACGACCAAAACUGGCGUCGGAACAGACAAUAACGCGACGUAUAGAGAGCAUAAUGAGCAAUCCGCAGAACGUAAGGUAAAGCAAGGCGCUGCAGAUUGUGUGACUUGAAGGAACAAGGUAUGGACAAAGUCGGCACGCGCAAAGCGUUCGAGUUUGUAAAACAUAAAACACAACUUUCUUAAUGAGUAAAGGCAAGGCAGCGCGCCCUGCCACAUUCGCCGGAUUCCGGUGCGGAUCUACAGCUUUGCAGAUUGUAGAUCGAGAAAAUGCACUUCAGACGCCUCCUUCACGGGCAUGUUCCGUGUGUGUCCAGAGGAGACCUACCUCAGCUGUGCGCUGUACAGGGCAUUCCAAUUGUUUAUAUUAAACAGGUGAUCUGCGAAAACGGCUGCGUUUAAGCGAGCCAGGCUGCCAGCACUACUUUGCAACCCUUGCCACGUAAACCACCCGGUUGUCAUUUACGCGCUUAUCAAGGUGUAUGUCGGGGUUUAUUGGUGGCAAAAGAAUAAUGAAGUUAAUUGUGAAAGUAUAUGUUUGGCAAUCGAAAGCUGAACAGAGACGGACCCCGAACAUCGCACAGCCAAAUGUGCAAAAUCUACAAGUGUUACGAAUGGAUGACAUAUUUAAAGUAAGGUGCCAAUUUACUGCAAGUUAGGAGUAUUAUUUUCAUUUUUAUCUGUAAUUUUUCAUUUGCAUUUGGUAAUUUAUCAUUUCUAUGGCAGAAUUGUGUGUUGCGUCACCAAGUAUUUAUUAUUGUAUAAAGAGAAAAACCUACGAAUGUACAGUAUUUUGUCAAUGUGCAAUAAAUUGUUGAUGCACAGCGAAAGGGAUCGAUUGUGUUCAUUGAUCGAGCUCUGUCUAGAGGUUGUGUCUUCAUAUGCGUUAUGAUUAAAAUGUAUAAUACAGGCUUAACCACUAGGCACAGCACCGCCCUCCUUAGUUUAUGAUUUGUGGUUAUUAGAAACGUACUAUGUACAACUUAUUUUAUGACUUGUCCCUUGAUCUUCACACGGAGAUUACUGUCACACGGAAUGUCUUAAUUUGCAGAUUUAGGCUGCAGGGAGGCUCUCCGCGUUCGUCACAUUUUAAGGGAGGGUAACAUCCGCCCACUCAGCCACCCACCUUCCAAACUCGCUGUAUCCUGAGCAGAGUCGUGGAUUUAAAUGGACCCUGUGCCAGCAAGCAUCAGGUGCAAGGCAGCAAAAGCCCCUGACCAGGGCGCCAGUCCAUCGCAGGUCCUCAUAAAAACAACAGUUCAGUAAUGGCAUGUUAUUGGGUUGUGCGGAUUCUUCGUGGAACAAUUACCGGACAGAGAACCGUUUCAUUCUGGGAACGGUUUUUUUGCACAUGUUGUUUGGUCUUCUGCCUUUGAAAGGUUCUCAAUAUGUGGACAAAACAUAAAUCUUUAAUUUGUAGUAGGUGUCCUGGUAGGAUCGCGAAAAUCUGAAGUUAUCAU